UGUACAGCCCAAUUUUGACACACUCUACUACGAACAAGAGCGAGCUGCAACCUGCCUCGAUCUCAGAGCGCUCAUCCUCCCUCUUCCGAUCAGAUUGCACAAUCGCCGCCAAUAUCCGCCUCCUAAACCACGACCAACGAUCAUGUUCCGACACGGUUCAAGACAGCUCCUAGCUAGAGCCACAACGAUGAGGUGGCGCCGCCCAUUUUCAACUGGCCUGCCAGCGGAGCCCCGCGUAGAUUCCACAUUCGUAGAAGCGUGGAAGAAAUUAAUACCCAACACUGAACCACCUAAGACUCCUUCUGCAUUCAUGGAUCCUAGGCCUGCAACACCCUCAUCUAUUCCUACAAAGCUCACCGUCAACUUUGUCCUUCCUUAUUCCUCUGAACUCUCCGGUAAAGAGGUUGACAUGGUUAUUAUUCCCGCAACUACAGGACAGAUGGGUGUUUUGCCAGGGCAUGUUGCAACAAUUGCAGAGCUCAAGCCCGGUCUCCUAUCAGUUCAUGAAGGCAAUGAUGUGACCAAAUACUUUGUGAGUGGUGGGUUUGCAUUUGUUCAUGCGAAUUCUUUUGCAGAUAUAAUUGCUAUUGAAGCUGUACCACUUGACCAAAUCGACCCCACUUUGGUUCAAAAGGGCCUCACAGAGUUCACGCAGAAGCUAAGCACUGCAUCAACUGAUGUAGAGAAAGCUGAGGCCCAGAUUGGAGUUGAUGUACACAGCGCCCUUAAUGCUGCUCUUACCGGUUAAGCUAGUGGACAUACUGUCUCCGUCCCUGUUCAAUUUUCUUUUCCUUCUGUAUCUGUUGGAAGCCGCAAACCCUUUAGGACAAACUGGUUAAGUUACCUGUUUUUAGUCCUGCAUCACUAGAAUAAAUGCAGGGGACAAGCUUUCCUAACAUAGAUGUGGUUAGAUACCAUAUUAUCUUUACCUCUGUACUGCAGUGAUGAGAAGUAUAUUGUUUCAAAGAAAUUUUUCAAUAGCAGCUGAAUUUCAUGCUACCUAAUGUUCA
Molecule: messenger RNA, 1010 nt
Organism: Nicotiana attenuata
Lineage: Eukaryota; Viridiplantae; Streptophyta; Magnoliopsida; Solanales; Solanaceae
Product: ATP synthase subunit delta', mitochondrial-like
Exons: 2
Coding region: 143-748 (201 amino acids)
Biological process (GO): proton motive force-driven ATP synthesis
Molecular function (GO): proton-transporting ATP synthase activity, rotational mechanism
Source: RefSeq, a predicted model, not a curated record